Molecule: messenger RNA, 1104 nt
Organism: Brenthis ino (lesser marbled fritillary)
Lineage: Eukaryota; Metazoa; Arthropoda; Insecta; Lepidoptera; Nymphalidae
Source: the annotation of a GenBank genome assembly
AUGUCCUUACUGCAAAAAUUAUCUUAUAAAGAAUACAAAUAUGCUUUGGAAUUCAGUGUAGAACUGUGUGAAAUAAUCGCAAAAUUAGCCGAUUUGAAUAUAUCUUUCAAAGAAAGUAAAAUACCGGGUGAACUAUUAAUCAAAUAUCUUGACCGUCGCGGCUGCUCACUACAAGAAUAUAAAAAAAUUCUUAAUGCUGCACAGAAUACUAAAACAAUAAUAACAUAUUACCAGCCCCAAUCUAAGGUUGCAAUACUCAUAGCUAAUGAAAAAUAUAUACACUUAUCUAAAUUAGCCACACCAUGUAUAGACUGUGAGACAUUGGCCAGUAAUUUACGCAAUCUUGGCUUCAUUGUAGUCCUAAUAAAGAACACAAAAAGUGCCACUUUAAAGGAAAUAUUAUCAUGCAUUAUUUCUAAAAUACAUGAAGAUUCUUACUGCCUAAUCUUCUAUGCAGGUCAUGGUUGUGAGUUAUUAAAUACAAAAUGUAUCCUUGGCACAGAUUGCCCUGUAGAGAACAUAGAUUGUUCACAUUGUGUCACUGAAAACUGGAUAUUGAGAGAGAUUGCAAAAUGUAAACCGGAACUAUGCUUGUUUAUUAUGGAUAUGUGCAGAAUUAAUUUAGAUAGAAAUACAAACCCUACCAUAUUUAAGGACAUGUAUGAUUUGGAAAAUUAUACAAUACACAGCAAUCUUAUUAUUGUCUACUCAACACAGUCUUCACAUUCUGCAUAUGAGGUUCUUCAAAUUGAAUGCUCUACAACCAUUGAUAACAAUAUUACGUAUGAACUUAAAACUGGCGACACAGACAGAAUAGUUCCAGGUGCAAGUCAAUAUACAAAUGCACUUUGUGCAAAAUUAGAAGAUAAUUUAGAUAUAAAUACUCUUCUAGAUAAAGUGCAUGAAGAUGUCGAAAACUCUUUUAAAAAGCAAAAGCCUAUUAAAGUUCAAUGUGGAGUAUCUAAGAGGUCUUUAUAUGAUCCUGUAAAAGGUGACAAUAAUCAGUUACAUCUUAAGUUGAAAGAAAUUUUAGAAGGAAGCAAUAAAGAAAACUGUGAGGUUUUAAACCAUCAUAUAAAUGAAAAAAUAUGUAUUAAUUUAAAA